Molecule: messenger RNA, 2536 nt
Organism: Stomoxys calcitrans (stable fly)
Lineage: Eukaryota; Metazoa; Arthropoda; Insecta; Diptera; Muscidae
Product: probable ATP-dependent RNA helicase DDX23
Exons: 2
Coding region: 92-2473 (793 amino acids)
Biological process (GO): mRNA splicing, via spliceosome
Cellular component (GO): catalytic step 2 spliceosome
Molecular function (GO): RNA helicase activity; RNA binding; ATP binding
Source: RefSeq, a predicted model, not a curated record
CUGAAACGUUUGUUUUCCGACAAAAAUUCCGCCGAGUGGAAAGAACAAAAUUGUUUUAUUAAAUUAUAAAUUUUUAUAUUAAUAACAAGCUAUGGGUAAUGAAAGGAAACGUCGCUCCCGUUCACGUGAAAGGGAUCGUGAACGUGACCGCAAUCGUGAUAAUCGGAGCGGUCAAGGAGGUCGAGGUAAAUCAUCAGAACGUUCCUUGAAUCGGGAAAGGAAUCGCGAAAGGUCUAGAUCUAGAGAUCGUCAAAGAGACUACGAAUCAUCUCGAAUUAAGGAUAAGAAACGUGAGGAGAGUAGGAGCAAUAAGCCUACAAAGGAUGUAAUUAUAAUAGAGGAUGAUGAACUUACUGAAGAUCAUAGAAAAGAGAAGCCUAAAAAAUUGGAACCCUUGUCACUGGAAGAGCUUUUGGAAAAGAAGAAAAAGGAGGAGGAGGCACGUAGCAAGCCAGUGUUUUUGACUAAGGAGCAGCGGGCUGCAGAAGCUCUUAAACGUAGACAAGAAGAAGUGGCCGCCAUGAGAGCAGGUCAGUCUGCUGGUACCAAAGCAAGUACAUCAACAUCAACUGGUGUUAGUGUUAGCGUACCAUCUAGCAGCAACACAGUUGAUAACAGCUUUAGCAUUUCGGCGCGACGUUCAGAUGGAAGGAACGAGCGUAAUGCUGGGCGUGAAAGAGAUCGUGAACGUGACAGGGAUCGGGAAUCCAGAAGGGCAGAUGAUCUUUCCCAAAAAGACAAAGAAAAGGAAUUGGAAGCCAUAAGAGAACGUUACUUGGGAAUUAUUAAAAAGAAGAGAAGAGUUAGGCGAUUGAAUGAUCGUAAAUUUGUUUUUGAUUGGGAUGCCGCAGAGGACACAUCAGUGGACUACAAUAAUUUGUAUAAGGAGCGGCAUCACGUUCAGUUUUAUGGCCGUGGAAACGUUGCUGGCAUUGACAUCAAAGAACAAAAGAGAACGCAAAGUCAAUUUUAUGGCGAUCUAUUGGAAAAGCGACGCACAGAAGCCGAAAAAGAGCAGGAAAAAGUGCGUUUAAUUAAAGUGAAAAGAAAAGAAGAGAAACAAAAAUGGGAUGACCGUCAUUGGUCGGAGAAGGACAACGAUGAAAUGACAGAACGAGACUGGCGUAUUUUCCGAGAAGAUUACAACAUAACCAUUAAAGGUGGCAAAAUUCCCAAUCCCAUACGUAGUUGGAAGGAGUCUGGUUUUCCCAAAGAAAUUCUUGACAUUAUUGACGGUGUCGGCUACAAAGAACCAACACCAAUUCAAAGACAGGCUAUACCAAUUGGUCUACAGAAUCGAGAUAUUAUCGGCGUGGCAGAAACAGGUUCCGGUAAAACCCUGGCAUUCCUCAUACCCCUUUUAUCCUGGAUUCAAUCGCUGCCAAAAAUCGAACGCCUUGAAGAUGUAGAUCAAGGCCCAUACGCUAUCAUUAUGGCUCCCACUCGCGAAUUGGCCCAGCAAAUUGAGGAGGAAACCGUCAAAUUUGGUCAACCCUUAGGAAUACGAACUGUUGUUGUGGUCGGUGGUCUAUCUCGCGAGGAACAAGGUUUUCGCUUGCGUAUGGGUUGCGAAAUUGUAAUUGCUACCCCUGGUCGUUUAAUUGAUGUUCUGGAAAAUCGCUAUUUGGUAUUGAACCAGUGUACAUACAUUGUACUCGACGAAGCAGAUCGUAUGAUUGACAUGGGUUUUGAACCAGAUGUACAAAAAAUCUUGGAAUACAUGCCCGUGACAAACUUAAAGCCCGACUCAGAGGAAGCAGAAGAUGCAAACAAGCUCAUGGAAAACUUUUACUCCAAAAAGAAAUACAGACAAACCGUGAUGUUUACAGCUACUAUGCCGCCGGCUGUUGAACGUCUGGCACGUUCAUAUUUGAGACGACCCGCCACUGUCUAUAUUGGCUCUGUUGGCAAGCCAACUGAGCGUACAGAACAAAUCGUUUACAUGAUGGGCGAAAAUGAUAAACGCAAGAAACUUAUUGAGAUCCUUAAGAGAGGAAUCGAUCCACCGGUUAUUAUAUUCGUCAACCAAAAGAAAGGCGCCGAUGUUUUGGCUAAAGGUCUUGAGAAAUUGGGCUACAAUUCUUGUACUCUACACGGUGGUAAGGGACAAGAACAGCGUGAAUAUGCCCUAGCAUCUCUAAAGUCGGGAUCUAAAGACAUAUUGGUGGCUACUGAUGUGGCAGGCAGAGGUAUUGAUAUUAAGGAUGUAUCAUUGGUUAUUAAUUAUGAUAUGGCCAAAACUAUUGAGGAUUACACACAUCGUAUUGGUCGUACAGGCAGAGCUGGCAAAAAUGGUGUUGCCAUUUCGUUUGUCACUAAAGAUGAUAGUGCUCUAUUUUACGAUUUGAAGCAGGUGGUGAUGGCUAGUCCGGUUUCAGUAUGUCCACCUGAGCUAAUGAAUCACCCUGAUGCCCAGCAUAAGCCAGGAACAGUGGUUACUAAAAAGAGGAGAGAAGAAAAAAUUUUUGCAUAAUUUUUUUUUGUAUAUUUUUAACGGUAACAAAUAAAAUACAAUGCGUUCAAAUCAAACACAUAA